UUGUUCUGGACCCCUCACCGAUGCUGCUUCUCCCGGCAGAAACCCCAGUUAGUGACUGGAGGGGAGAGUUUCAGCCGCUUCCUCCAGGACCACUGUCCCGUGGUGACAGAAACCUAUUACCCGACGGUAUGGUGCUGGGAGAGCCGAGGACAGACACUGCUGAGACCCUUCAUCACUGCCAAGCCCCUGGUGCAGUACAGGAAUGAACUCAUUAAAACGGCAGAUGGAGGGCAGAUCUCACUGGACUGGUCUGAUAACAAUAACAGUUCGAGCUAUGAGGAUGCCAGCACCAGACCUACUAUCUUGCUGUUGCCUGGCCUCACUGGAACAAGCAAGGAAUCCUACAUCCUUCAUAUGAUCCGUCUCAGCGAAGAACUAGGAUACAGGUGUGUGGUUUUUAAUAACAGAGGAGUGGCAGGAGAGAAUCUCUUGACACCACGGACCUACUGCUGUGCCAACACUGAAGACUUGGAGACGGUCAUCCAGCAUGUCCACAGCCUGUACCCUUUGGCCCCGUUUUUGGCAGCAGGCGUGUCAAUGGGAGGAAUGCUGCUUCUAAAUUACUUGGGUAAAAUUGGGUCCAAAACUCCUUUGAUGGCAGCUGCAACAUUUUCAGUUGGCUGGAAUACUUUCGCGUGCUCAGAGUCAUUGGAGAAACCACUAAACUGGCUGCUUUUUAAUUACUACCUGACAACUUGCCUCCAGUCUUCAGUUAAGAAGCACCAGCAUAUGUUUGUCAAACAAAUUGACAUGGACCAGGUCAUGAAGGCUAAGUCUAUUAGAGAGUUUGAUAAACGAUUCACCUCAGUCAUGUUUGGAUACCGAACAAUUGAUGAUUAUUACAUGGAUGCCAGUCCAAACCGCAGACUGAAGUCCGUGGGAAUCCCAGUGCUGUGCCUGAAUGCUGUGGAUGAUGUUUUCUCACCCAGCCAUGCUAUCCCCAUAGAAACUGCUAAGCAAAACCCUAAUGUCGCUCUGGUCCUCACUUCUUAUGGAGGCCACAUUGGUUUUCUGGAGGGAAUCUGGCCUAGGCAAUGCACUUACAUGGACCGAGUCUUCAAGCAGUUUGUGCAGGCCAUGGUUGAGCAUGGACAUGAACUCUCCGACAUGUAGUUCUUGGGUGCGUGAAGUCUGAGCCGCCAUUGUUAAAGCACCUCAGCCUAGUGCACAAAUGUCAACUACUGAGGAUAAAGCUGAUAAGCAGCAGAAGAUGGUGAAGAGGUCCAGUGUUGUGCAAAACUACUUCCUAGGGAAACAAAACAACUUUGUAGCAAGAAACUAAAGAUAGUUUAGAUUGUAACUGUCAUAGAUCUUAUUUUUACUCUGCCUUACCAAGUAUGACCUUAAAUUAAGUAGUCCUUACAAACAUGAAUUACACUUAACCAAAACUAUUGUGUAAAAGAUUUUAAUUCCUCAGGGUUUUAAUUUAGGCUAGUAUUUUUAGGUUACUCGGUUCAGUGACUUACUAGUACUUUAAUAACUGUUGAGAGAUUUUCAUGACUUGAAUGUAAGUUAUAAGAGGGGCAUUCAUGAUAACACGACAUUGAGGAAGGGUGAACAGCAAUGCACUGAGUGUUGUUCUGACUUUAAAGGGCAAAUGCAACAAUGUUAGCCUGACUCCUAUGCCUGCUCAUUUAUUCUGAUAAUAUUGAAUUAGGGCUGACUUAUGUUUUAUAAUUAUCAUUUACAUGCUUAUUUUUAAAAUAGUACAUGUGCAAAUGUAUAUCAUUAUAUUAAAAUAAAUUCUAUCAUUUUAAA
Molecule: messenger RNA, 1758 nt
Organism: Peromyscus maniculatus bairdii (prairie deer mouse)
Lineage: Eukaryota; Metazoa; Chordata; Mammalia; Rodentia; Cricetidae
Source: RefSeq, a predicted model, not a curated record